CCGUCCAGCGCGUGCCCGAGCGGUGGCGGCGGUGCGGCGCUAUGAGGCUGUGGGCGGUGGUGGUGGUGGCGGCGGCGGCUCUGGGCGCCGUGGCUGGGCAGAUCCGCGCCCUGCCGCCUAUCUCCGAUAAGGUCUUCAUCAGGGAUUGCGUGCGCUCCCACAACGCGUACCGCAGGAACGUCGAGCCCACCGCCAGCAACAUGCGGCACAUGACGUGGGAUGCAGCUUUGGCAAGGACUGCCAGGGCAUGGGCAAAUAAAUGCAUUUUUAAACAUAAUAUAUAUUUAAAUGUGAGAUAUCAUUGCCAUCCUCAUUUUACGAGUAUUGGAGAGAAUAUAUGGAUUGCAAGUCAUCAAAUAUUUGAUGUUAAAGCUGCCGUUAAAACGUGGUAUGAUGAAGUCAGAUUCUACAAUUACUCACUGCAGACAUGUAGUAAGACUUGCGGUCAUUACACUCAGGUUGUUUGGGAUAAUUCAUAUAAACUAGGCUGUGCUGUUGUUUUCUGUAAAGAAGUUGGAGGAAUAAGAAAUGCAGCAAAUUUUGUUUGCAACUAUGCACCAAGUGGUAAUUUUAAAAGAAGACCAUAUGAAGAGGGAGCACCAUGCAGUAAAUGUGCCAAGAGGGACUUCUGUGAUAGGAAACUGUGUAGAAAUGUAGGACGUGAUAAAAUUGUCUAUUACUCAAGAUGGAAUCCACCUUGGGAGUUCAGAAUUGUAUGUGAUGAGGCGUGUAUUGCUAUUAUAAUUUCAAGAGCAUCUUUGAUAUUUGUUGGUUUUCUAGCUAUUUAUUUGUUCAAAAAGCACUUUACAAGCAUGUUUAUGUCCACAUAAUUGGAUGUGAAAUACCUGCAGUAUUCUCAACAUAAUCUCUGAUGAAUUAAGCAAAAAAUCCAUAUUGAUAUGAUUUUAAAGUCGGCGUUCUUUUACAGUAGUUUUGUUGCUAUUUUAUGCUCCUUACAGAAAACUUCACAUGCUAUAAAAAUUAAAAAAAUUAUUUGUGGGUAAGACCCCUGUUGAGAAAAUAGUAAACUAAGGAAGGCAACUGAUAAGAUUAGAAGCAUUGUUUUUUAAUUGCCAAAUUUAUGGUUUUAACUGUUUAGUUACCAAAUUUACACACUGUAUUCUCGGAAUUCAAGGAGAAAAAUGCCUAGCAGUUUAAAAACCUGUUACAGUUCACACUAAGCCAAUAUUUGACGUGACAAAUGUUUAAUUUUAAUGCCAAGAGGAAGCUAGCAUCAUAUUACAUACAAAGUCCUUUCUGCUAGAGUCACACAAUGUUCUGAGUCAAAUCUCUGAAGUAAGACUUUUCUUUAGAAAGGCAGUCCUUCAGAAGUAUUGAUGUUUGUGAAGUAGUACUACUUGAUAUUUAUUCAGUUAUGCAUUUAUUGUUCCUCAUUCAAAAUGAGAUUGUUCAGAUUAUUACUUGGUUCCUAAAUUCCUCUAAACCUUGUGUUUCAUUUGUAAACGUCUGCUGUUGUAUUCUUUACAUUGUACUGUUACUGAUGCAUAGAAUAUUUACUGUCCUGUAAGUGUUCUGUAGUUUUAAUAAUAAAUUUGUCUUUUAAACCUACUGAAGCCUUUUUAUUCAACACAUUUCACUCUUCUAUUUGCAAGAGAUCAAAUCUUCAAUUAUUUCACUUUCUUUAAAAAAACAAAUGUUAUUUAUACAAUAAUCUGAAGCUUCUUUUGUUACCAGUAUAAUAAAAUUAGAUUUUCCUAA
Messenger RNA from Gallus gallus (chicken), 1719 nucleotides. RefSeq names its product GLI pathogenesis related 1 like 1 (gene GLIPR1L1). Gene Ontology annotation, cellular component: extracellular region. The record is from RefSeq and is marked validated. Bases 42 to 830 code for a protein of 262 amino acids. NCBI's taxonomy places the organism in Eukaryota, Metazoa, Chordata, Aves, Galliformes, Phasianidae. The transcript has 6 exons.